AUGGAGUUAGAGCAUACAGCAGACCAACAUGGGCAAUCCGAUCUCAUUCAGAAACCUCUCUGGAUCCAUCAUUCACAGGGAGACCUUAGGAAAGUUCUCCAGAGGAACGCUGUGGCAUAUGUGAAUCUCCAUGAUCCAAUAAGAGGCAAAGGCAUUUUAUACUCCAUAGCAUCUCCUUCUCUUCAGCAACUAGCAACUGAAGUUACAAAGAACUACAAGUUCACCUGUCUUGGGCCAGAGAAAUGCAUGGAAUCCAAUGCUAGUUCUAUUCAAAUGCAAGGGGAUUCUGAUUAUUUCAUCAACCACCUUGGAGUCCCGGCUUUGCAGUUUUCAUACCAGGAUUCAACCACAUUAGAGAGCAAACCUGUGUUCAAACUGUCCAAAGAGCUGCUGAUUCA
This is a messenger RNA of Thamnophis sirtalis, 398 nucleotides long. The record is from RefSeq and is a predicted model, not a curated record. NCBI's taxonomy places the organism in Eukaryota, Metazoa, Chordata, Lepidosauria, Squamata, Natricidae.